AUGGCGGGUGGCAAAACUUCAAAAAAGCGUAAGGCUGCUAAUUCUUCAUCUGGUCGCUCCUCCAAGCGUGGAACCCGGAGCACUUCCCCCAAUGAUUCCAAGCCUUUUGAUAUUCUUUUGCCACGAUUGGCUGCAAAAGGACCUGCAAUCGGGAUCGACUUGGGAACCACGUAUUCAUGCGUGGGCGUGUGGCAGGACGACCACGUUGAGAUCAUAGCCAACGAUCAAGGAAAUCGCACAACGCCCUCUUACAUCGCUUUCACCGACGCCGAGCGUCUCAUAGGCGAAGCCGCCAAGAAUCAGGCUGGCGUCAACUCCGUCAACACCGUCUUUGAUGCGAAGCGGCUGAUCGGAAGACGAUACAGCGACAGCUCGGUCCAGACAGACAUGAAGCUGUGGCCGUUCAAGGUUGUCCCUGGCCCCACCAACAAGCCCAUGAUUGUGGUCUCCCACAAGGGCCAGGAGAAGCAGUUACCCCCUGAGGAGAUAUCUUCCAUGGUCCUCACCAAGAUGGCCGACAUCGCCAACUCCUUCCUGGGCCCCACCCCUUCCCGCGACGUCGUCAUCACCGUCCCGGCCUUCUUCAGCGACUCCCAGCGUCAGGCCACCAAAGACGCCGGCGCGAUCGCCGGCCUCAACGUCAUCCGCAUCAUCAACGAGCCCACAGCCGCCGCCAUUGCCUACGGCCUCAACCAAAGGGCAAAUACUGCCUGGGGAGGUUCGAAAAACAUGCUCGUCUUCGACCUCGGCGGCGGCACCUUCGACGUCUCCCUCCUCACCAUCAACGACGGCUCCUUCGUGGUGAAGGCCACCGCAGGCGACACCCAUCUCGGAGGGGAGGAUUUCGACAACCGAGUCGUCGCCCACUUCGCGGCCGAGUUCAAGCGCAAGCACAAGAAGGAUAUUUCGGGAAACCCCCGAGCCCUGCGGAGGCUGAGGACCGCCGGCGAGCGGGCGAAGAGGAUUCUCUCCACCAACACUCACGCCACUGUGGACGUCGAGUUCCUGCACGAGGGCAUCGAUUUCCACUCCACCAUCACCCGCGCGAAAUUCGAGGAUCUCAACAUGGACCUUUUCCAAAAGUGCAUCGAGCCAGUCGAGAGCUGUCUCAGGGGUGCCGAGAUGGACAAGGCCGCCGUCCACGACGUAGUCCUGGUCGGAGGCUCGACUAGGAUCCCCAGGGUUCAGAGUCUGCUGCAGAGUUUUUUCAACGGGAAGGAGCUCUGCAGGAGCAUCAACCCAGACGAGGCUGUUGCGUACGGCGCCGCCGUGCAGGCGGCCGUCCUCACCGGCUUGAGGGACAACAAGGUGCGGGACCUUGUCCUUUGCGACGUGACCCCACUCUCCCUCGGUAUCGAGAUAGAAGGGGAAGUGAUGGAUGUUGUGGUCCCUCGCAACACGCCCAUCCCUACUCGUAAGGAGAAAUGGUUCACAACGAUUAAAGACAACCAAACUUCUGUGGACUUCCCAGUCUACGAGGGGGAGCGGGCGAGGUCGACGGAGAACAACCUGCUCGGGCAGUUCACGCUGAUGGGAGUCCCACCGGCCCUUCGAAGGGUGGCAAGGAUUGACGUGUGCUUUGAAAUCGAUGUCGACGGGAUACUGAGCGUGUCGGCUAAGGAGAGGUUCAGAGGAAGCACGAACAGGAUCACUAUAACCAACGAAGAAGGUAGGGCGUCGAGAGAGGAGAUUGAGAGGAUAGUGAGGGAUGCAGAGAGGUACAGGCGGGAGGACGAGGAGUACAGGAGGAGGGCCGAAGCUAGAAACAACCUUGAGAAUUAUGCUUAUAGCGUGAGGAGCGCGGCCAGGGCUGCUGUCUGGCUGGCGAUGGCCGACAGGAGAAAGGUGGAGGAGGAGGCAACGUGGGUUAUUAUGUGGGUGGAGGGGAAUUGGAUGCGGUCUGGGGUUGACGAGUUGAAGCAUAAGAUGUGGGAGCUUGAGCGCAUUUGCAGCCCUAUCAUCAAAGUUGGCAUGGAGUCUCGUGGGUUUUAG
Molecule: messenger RNA, 1992 nt
Organism: Striga asiatica
Lineage: Eukaryota; Viridiplantae; Streptophyta; Magnoliopsida; Lamiales; Orobanchaceae
Source: the annotation of a GenBank genome assembly